AUGUAUGACGAAAGUGAUUGGUCGUUGCUGAUUAUAACAGUUGCAUACACGUGCCAGAUGCAAGUCAGCUGAGUAAUCGAAUAUUUAAUUAACAAUAUAAAUAUUAUUUUAAGAUUUACUAUCAAAAUGGUAGUCACGCCUACUGUUAAGCAAAUGGCAGAAAGGAAAGGUACCUUUAAAGUUGAAUAUCUUCAAAAAAUUGAAAGAGAAGUACAAGAAAAAUGGUAUAAUGCAAAAGUUUAUGAAGAAGAUGCACCAUUAGAACCUAAAAAUACGCCAAAUGAUAAAUUUUUGGCAACUUUUCCAUUUCCUUAUAUGAAUGGACGACUUCAUUUAGGACAUGUAUUUUCUUUGUCAAAAUGUGAAUUCGCAGUACGUUAUAACCGUUUGUUAGGAAAAAAAGUUCUAUUUCCAUUUGGUUUCCAUUGCACCGGUAUGCCAAUUAAAGCUUGUGCCGAUAAAUUAAAAAGAGAAAUAGAACUAUACGGCUUACCACCACAAUUUCCUGAAGAAAAUAUUGUAAUUGAAGAAAAAGUAGAUGACAUAAUAAUAAAGGAUAAAAGUAAAGGGAAAAAAAGUAAAGCAGUCGCCAAGGCUGGAACCGCUAAAUACCAAUGGCAAAUUAUGCAAACUCUUGGAAUAGAUGACGAAGAAAUUAAAAAAUUUGCAGAUGCUGCAUAUUGGCUUGAUUAUUUCCCGCCUCGUGCCGUAGAAGAUUUAAAAUCAAUUGGAUUACAUGUUGAUUGGCGUCGCAUGUUUAUUACAACUGAUGCUAAUCCCUUUUUCGACUCAUUUGUAAAAUGGCAAUUUGAACACCUGAAACAUAGAAAUAAAGUUAAAUAUGGAAAAAGAUAUACGAUUUAUUCUCCAAAAGAUGGCCAACCGUGUAUGGAUCACGAUAGAUCUUCUGGUGAAGGUGUUGGACCACAAGAAUAUACAUUAAUCAAAUUAAAAAUACAAGAGCCUUAUCCUAAAUCUCUCGAAUCACUUUCUGGAAAACCAGUUUUCCUCGUCGCAGCAACUUUGAGACCUGAAACUAUGUACGGUCAAACUAAUUGCUGGGCACAUCCAGAUAUAAAUUACAUUGCGUAUAGUUUAAAGAAUGGUGAAGUAUUCAUAUCGACUGAAAGAGCAGCCCGAAAUAUGGCUUAUCAAGGCUUUUUCGAAGUAGAAGAAAAAAUAGAAGUUCUUUUAAAACUAACUGGAGAAGAAAUCUUAGGAGUAGGAGUAGAAGCACCUCUUACAUCUCAUAAAAUAGUUUACACAUUACCCAUGUUAACAAUUAAAGAAGAUAAAGGAACAGGAAUAGUAACUUCAGUGCCUAGCGAUUCUCCGGAUGACUAUGCUGCUUUAGUAGAUUUAAAGAAGAAACAACCAUUUAGAGAAAAAUAUGGAAUCAAGGAUGAAAUGGUGCUGCCUUAUGAACCUAUACCUAUCCUUGAAAUCCCAGAAUUUGGAAACUUAGCUGCAGUAACACUGUAUGAUAAAUUAAAAAUACAGUCUCAAAAUGAUAAAGUUAAAUUGAUGGAAGCCAAGGAGAUGGUAUAUCUUAAAGGAUUUUAUGAUGGUAUAUUGUUAGUUGGUGAACAUAAGGGCAAAAAGGUUCAGGAUAUUAAAAAACAAAUUCAACAAGCAUUAGUCCGUGAUGGUAGUGCUGUUAUUUAUUAUGAACCUGAAAAAACAAUUAUUUCAAGAUCGAAUGAUGAAUGCGUAGUCGCUUUGUGCGAUCAAUGGUAUUUAGAUUAUGGCGAAGAAAAUUGGAAAAAGGAAACAAUGAAAGCCUUAAACAAUCUAAAUGCCUUUCAUGACGAAGUUAGAAAAAAUUUUAUAGCUUGUCUUGAUUGGCUUCAUGAGUAUGCAUGUUCUAGGACUUAUGGUCUUGGAACAAAAUUACCAUGGGACGAAAAUUGGUUGAUUGAAUCUCUUUCCGAUUCAACUAUUUAUAUGGCGUAUUAUACAAUAGCUCAUUUAAUCCAAGGAGAAACAUUCAAGGGAGACAAGCCAAAUGUUCUAGGGAUAAAGGCUAGUGAAAUGACAUCAGAAGUCUGGGAUUAUAUUUUUUUCAAUGAUGCAAAAUUACCUAAAACAAGUAUUAAAAAAGAAGCAUUAGAUCGAAUGCGAAGAGAAUUUCAUUACUGGUAUCCAGUCGAUCUAAGAGUUUCAGGAAAAGAUUUAAUACAAAAUCAUCUUACAUUCUUUCUUUAUAAUCACACUGCAAUAUGGCCUAAGCAACCAGAAUUAUGGCCUCAAGGAAUACGAGCAAACGGUCAUUUACUAUUAAAUUCAUCUAAGAUGUCAAAAUCCGAAGGGAAUUUUUUAACACUUGCAGAAGCUGUUGAAAAAUAUUCAGCAGAUGGGAUGAGAUUAUGUUUGGCUGAUUCUGGAGAUUCAGUGGAAGAUGCUAAUUUUGUAGAGAGUACUGCUGAUGCAGGAAUUCUCAGAUUGUACACAUUCAUUGAAUGGGUCAAGGAAGUAAUGAAUAUGCCAAAAAAUCAAUACAGACAUGAUCAACCAAAUACAUUCAAUGAUAGAGUCUUGGAAAGUGAAAUGAAUCUAAAAAUACAAGAAACUAAUGAGAAUUAUUCAAAAAUGCUUUAUAAAGAUGCAUUAAGAACUGGCUUUUUUGAACUACAAGCUGCUAGAGAUAAAUACUUACAAUUAAGCAUAUUAGAUGGUAUUAACUGGAAUCUUAUUAUUAAGUACAUAGAAUUGCAAAUUAUUAUGUUAUCUCCAAUAUGUCCUCAUGUAUCGGAAUAUGUAUGGAAUAUUAUUGGUAAAAAAGAUAGUAUACUACACAGUCGAUGGCCAAUAGCUGGUACUGUCGAUUUAGUACUCAUCAAAUCUUCACAGUAUUUAAUGGAUGCUGCCCAUUCAUUUAGAAUUCUUUUAAAGAAUUAUCUAACGCCAAAGAAAGUUUCAAAAAGUGCAAAUGCCGUAUCUCCAGAGAAACCUAAUAAAGGAAUUAUUUGGGUUGCCAAAACUUAUCCUCCUUGGCAAAGUAUUGUACUCAAAACUAUGAAGGAAAUGUAUAUAAAAAAUGGAAACAAACUGCCAGAAAAUAAAGCAAUCGCUACAGAAUUGGGAAGCAUAGCUGAGUUGAAAAAGUAUAUGAAAAGAGUAAUGCCAUUUGUACAAGUUUCGAGGGAAAAAUUAGACUCUACUGGUAUAAGCGCUUUCAAUCUAACAUUUGAUUUCAAUGAGUAUGAUAUUCUUGAACAAAAUAAGAAGUAUCUUCAAAAUACUUUAGAGCUACAUGAAAUUAUUAUAAAGUAUACCGACGAAGCUCCUGAAAAAACAAAAGAAGAAUGCUGUCCUGGUUUUCCUUAUAUAAAUUUUUCUUUAAAACCUUCAGUUCAGAUGUGUCUUAUAAAUCCACAAAAAUACAUUGGUGCAUUUAGUAUGCAUUUCAAAAUUUAUGAAAACGACACAGUUUCUACUUUAAUAGAACGUAUUGUACACGAGAAUAAAUUAAGAUCUGUAAAAUUAAUCGAAGUUCAAUUAUAUCGAUAUAAUGAUCCAAUCAUGGGCCCACGUUUGAAACCAAAUCUUGACAAUAUUUUAGCAGGAAAAACAUUACUUCCAGAUGACGCUUUAUUUAUAAUUAAUGCAGAAAAAGAAUCUGCAGAAGUUAAAAUUAAAGAUAAAAUAUACCCUCUUGGAAAUGAAUUAGUAUACAUUGACAAAUGUGCGGACGAUAAAUAUAUAAAUGAACCGAUCAUUAAAUAAAAGAAAGGUUCUAUUAAAUAACUAAGGAAAAAAAAUAUGAUACAGAAAAAUAACAG
Molecule: messenger RNA, 3782 nt
Organism: Polistes canadensis
Lineage: Eukaryota; Metazoa; Arthropoda; Insecta; Hymenoptera; Vespidae
Gene: LeuRS
Product: leucine--tRNA ligase, cytoplasmic
Exons: 16
Coding region: 127-3726 (1199 amino acids)
Biological process (GO): leucyl-tRNA aminoacylation
Molecular function (GO): leucine-tRNA ligase activity; aminoacyl-tRNA deacylase activity; ATP binding
Source: RefSeq, a predicted model, not a curated record